Molecule: messenger RNA, 1806 nt
Organism: Talaromyces rugulosus
Lineage: Eukaryota; Fungi; Ascomycota; Eurotiomycetes; Eurotiales; Trichocomaceae
Exons: 4
Coding region: 1-1806 (601 amino acids)
Biological process (GO): lactate catabolic process
Cellular component (GO): mitochondrion
Molecular function (GO): FAD binding; D-lactate dehydrogenase (cytochrome) activity; D-lactate dehydrogenase (NAD+) activity
Source: RefSeq, a predicted model, not a curated record
AUGAGAUACUCGACGCUCCCCAUCAAAGCCGGCGGCCAGCGUCUCGGUCGCCUGCCCUCGUCGCAACAUGCCCGGAAUGCGUUUUUCCUCAAUCGCCAAUUCAGCUGCUCCAGACAAGUCCGAGAAGAACCAAAGGGGAAUUUCCAGGGACAGCUCUACGAGAGCACCAAGCAGCGGCUGAAGCGCGAACGCGCAGAGCAGGAGAGAUAUUCCCAGUAUCAGACGCAAUCCCCGGGUGCUCGCUAUGCCGCGCUACUCUUUGUCGUGACAUUUUUCACUGCCGGCGGAUAUUAUCUCGGAUCGUUCAAUCCUGCUCCCCCUCCAACCUCCUCCACCGUCAGCCUCUCGGAUAUACACACUAUCAGACACAACACGACCACUGCAAAUCUGCAAGCUGCCUGGGCCGACUUUGCCGGAAUCGUCGGCCAGGACAAUGUCUCGACUAAUGAAAACGAUCUUACUUCGCAUUCCGGUUCCGAGUUCUCGUCCUAUUCCGAAAAGGAUGCCGAGAAGCCAUUCAUCGUCGUGUAUCCUGCUACGACGGACGAAGUCUCCCGGCUUAUGAAGGUCUGCCACGAAAGGCUGAUACCCGUGACGCCUUACUCCGGCGGCACCAGCUUGGAGGGCCACUAUGCGCCUACAAGGGGGGGUGUGUGCAUUGACUUUGGGCGUAUGAAUCGCAUUCUCGAGCUUCACAAGGAGGAUCUCGACGUCGUCGUGCAGCCUGCUGUUGGCUGGCAAGAUCUAAAUGAGGAGAUCUCCAAAGACGGGCUCCUCUUCCCUCCGGACCCGGGUCCGGGAGCAAUGAUUGGCGGCAUGAUAGGAACGGGCUGUUCGGGCACCAAUGCUUACAGAUACGGAACUAUGAAGGAAUGGGUAGUGUCUCUUACGGUAGUCCUUGCAGAUGGAACCAUUAUCAAAACGAGACAACGGCCCAAGAAGUCGAGUGCUGGGUAUGACUUGACAAGGAUGUUCAUCGGCAGUGAAGGCACUCUGGGACUCGUGACAGAAGCAACCUUGAAGCUGGCGGUGAAGCCAAAGAGCGAAAAUGUAGCCGUGGCCAGUUUCCCUUCUGUCCACCAUGCAGCCGAUUGUGCGAGGAGAGUCGUGGAGGAAGGCAUUCCGGUUGCCGGCCUUGAAAUCCUGGACGACGUGCAAAUGAAAUGCAUCAACGCAAGCAAAACGACGCAGCGCGAGUGGGCAGAGGCACCCACACUAUUCUUUAAAUUCGGUGGGACCCCAUCAGGAGUCAAGGAGCAAAUCGGCAUGGUGCAAAAACUCUCCAGGGCCGCAGGAGGCAAGACCUUUGAGUUUGCUCGCGACAACGACGAGAUGAAGGAGCUCUGGAGUGCCCGCAAGGAAGCUCUCUGGAGCGUGAUGGCUAUGAAACGAGAUCCCAGCGACCACGUGUGGACUACAGACGUUGCUGUGCCGAUUAGCAAGCUUCCAGAUAUUGUGGAAGCGACGAAAGCGGAUCUUACCAAAAGCGGAUUGCUCGCUGGCAUCUGUGGCCACGUUGGAGACGGCAACUUUCACGCCAUCAUCUUGUUCAACGACAAAGAAAAACCACUGGUAGAAGAAGUCGUGCACCGCAUGGUCAAGAAUGCCGUUGAAAUGGAAGGCACUGUCACCGGCGAGCACGGCAUCGGACUCGUGAAGCGAGAUUAUCUACCGCACGAGGUGGGUGAGACGACAGUCGAUGCUAUGCGACGAUUGAAAACUGCUUUUGAUCCGCUGUGUCUGCUCAACUGCGAUAAAAUCAUUCGGGUUCAGUCACCGUCUGCGGGCGAAGUCAAGAACUGGUAG